This is a messenger RNA of Helicoverpa zea (corn earworm), 2715 nucleotides long. RefSeq lists its product as uncharacterized. Gene Ontology annotation, molecular function: serine-type endopeptidase activity. The transcript is spliced from 20 exons. The record is from RefSeq and is a predicted model, not a curated record. Gene Ontology annotation, biological process: proteolysis. Bases 126 to 2543 code for a protein of 805 amino acids. Lineage: Eukaryota; Metazoa; Arthropoda; Insecta; Lepidoptera; Noctuidae.
GUCAACUGUCUGGCCAUUCAGUAACAAAUACUCAGCGCAAGACAACAGACGCGCGCAUUUUCGCUCAAAAAAAAUCUUUUCCAUACUUUUUUGUGUUUCAGAUGUGUUAAUAUUACACAAAAACUAUGUAUUUAAAACUAUUUUGUUUGUUUCUGUGUUUUUGGACGAUCAAUGCGGAGUUUGAAGGUGAAUCCUGCGUUAAAGAUGGUAUGACUGGUGUCUGCACGGUCUUAGGUCAAUGUCGAACUGCUAUUGAGGACAUCAAGCAUAGGAGAAACCCUCAGAUAUGCUCGUUCAAACUUUCGGAUCCGGUAGUAUGCUGUCUAGAUGGAAGAGCUAACCCAGUACCUAUGCCUCCACCCUUGACCACUACUAAACGGCCAGUAGUAACAACAACUACGGAGUAUAUCCCAGAAACGUAUGAUUAUCACGAUGUAGGAGGCCAGGGGUCGCAGUGUGAAGCUAUCUCCCCCACCCUGACUGCCCCCAAGACAGGACAGAAGGCUUUUGAUAAGUGCAUCGAAUACCAGGAGAAGUACAUAUACCCGUGUGAGAAAGGCAUGGCUCUUACCGGAGGGAUGACCAGGGGCAAGCACUGCUACCAUACUGCUGAUGAUCUGAUCAUCGGAGGAGUUGAUGCUGCUCAGUACGAGUUUCCUCAUAUGGUGAUGGUUGGCUACGGAGACACGAUCGAAGAUCUUCAGUACCUCUGCGGUGGAUCCCUCAUCAGUGAGAAGUUUAUCCUCACUGCUGGGCACUGUAUUUCCAGUAGGGACCUGGGUCCUAUAACCUACGUAGCAGUCGGUGCAAUAAGCAGGGAUGACGCUGCUGCAGACACUUCGAAGGUCUACAAAGUCAAAAACAUCAUCAAACAUCCAGAGUACAGACCACCCAAUAAAUACAAUGAUAUUGCUUUACUUGAGACUGAAAAAGAAAUCAACCUAAGCCAGUUCGUAGUGCCAGCUUGCUUGGACGUGGGGGAUACCACUAAUGAUGGGAAGGUUCUGGCCACCGGCUGGGGUCUCACAGCUUACAGAGGCGGUAUCUCCAACCGACUGCAAAAGGUGACUUUACACAAGUUUACAACUGAGGAGUGUUCAAACCAAUGGCCGACUCAUCGCAAUAUGAAACAGGGCUUCAGUCCCCAGUCUCAGAUGUGUUAUGGAGACAGGACUGUUUCUAAGGAUACCUGCCAAGGUGACAGCGGCGGCCCAAUCCAAGUUAAGAACAGAAAGAUUAACUGUAUGUACACAGUGGUCGGCGUGACGUCAUUCGGCAGUGCCUGCGGGUUUGUGGGCAGCGCUGGCAUAUAUACUAGAGUCGCUAACUAUAUACCUUGGAUUGAGAGUAUUGUAUGGCCUAACUUUGGUUGUGUGUGUGUUUGUGUGUUAGUGAAUUGUGAAGAUAUAAAUUGCGAGACAAAAACUGGGGAGAGAGGAGUAUGCCGAUAUUUACCACUCUGUCCUUCAGCUGUAAGAGAUCUCAAGUUCAAAAUACAUCCACAGAUUUGCUAUUUCAACGGUACUUCUAUAAUUCCCACAGUAUGCUGCUUAGAAAAUCAUGAUAAAGUGGAGCCUCUGAUUGAGCGAAUAAAAGGAGAUUCUGAACCUUCUGAGAGCGACAACACGACUUGUCCAAAACCCAAGUUCACACAUACAAAACCCACUGGAAAAAUUCUAAGUGAAAAAGCUUGGAAAAAAUGUGCAGAACAUCAAAGUAAGAUAGAUCUGCCGUGUGAGAAUGGCAGGAGACAGUUUGACCCCUACUGCGGGGUGCGGGACUCUAUGAUUACGGGGGGAGGAGGUAUCGAUGCCGAAGACCAUGAAUUUCCACAUAUGGCUCUCCUGGGCUACGGGAAGAACUUCAGCGAGGCCACGUUUGGUUGCGGUGGCUCCCUCAUCAGCGAGAACUUCGUGCUCACGGCGGGACACUGCACAGCCACCAGGACACACGAGGUGGUAUCCUACGCAGUGUUUGGUAUACUCGAACGAGAAGCAAUCCCCAACGCUCCGCCUGAAAAUAUCCGCCAAUUCAAGCGUAUUGUGAAACAUCCACAAUACAAACCACCUUCUGUAUACCACGAUAUUGCUCUUCUGGAGUUGGAUAAACCCAUCCAGCCAAAUUACAAGAUCCGACCAGCGUGUCUUCAUGUUGGUAGUGAGGUAAAUGAUAUCAGAGCAUACGCCACGGGAUGGGGUGCUCUGGGUCAUAGAGGCCCCAACGCUAAUGUUCUUCAGAAUGUACCCCUAUGGAAAGCGAAGGAUGAAGCCUGCAAGGCUCAAUACCCACCUCACAGGGUUUUCGUCAAAGGGUACGAUAAUACCACUCAAAUGUGCUACGGCGAUGAUGGUAUACCUAGGGAUACCUGUCAAGGAGACAGUGGAGGACCAGUCCAAAUCCUGAAUCCUGAUGGAUUCUGCACUUACCUGCUGAUCGGAGUGACUUCUGUGGGGAACACGAAUUGUGCUCAAGUUGGAUUCCCGGGACUUUACACCCGGGUGUCUUACUAUGUGCCCUGGAUCGAAAGUAUCGUUUGGCCUUAGGAUUUGAAGAUUUGGUUUGGUUUGGUUUGGAUUUAAAGAAUUAUGUCAGUGUUAGAUAGCCCAUUUAUCUAGAAAGGCUUUUUAUCCGGAUGCGAAGAGGACUUAACAUGAGAUGAUUAUGAAGCCGCUAGCAGAAGCUUGUACCUAUUUAAUAAAACGAUCUUAAAUAUUA